Engraulis encrasicolus (European anchovy) is the source of this 1603-nucleotide messenger RNA. RefSeq lists its product as uncharacterized. Bases 17 to 1129 code for a protein of 370 amino acids. The transcript is spliced from 5 exons. The record is from RefSeq and is a predicted model, not a curated record. Lineage: Eukaryota; Metazoa; Chordata; Actinopteri; Clupeiformes; Engraulidae.
CUUCGACAGUCUAAUCAUGGGAAGCUCAGAGAGAAACAUCCAAAUAGUUUUCUUCAUUGUUUUCACCCUUUUUCACGGCACAAUUUCGAAUACCAUCCAUGCGCCCACUCAUGGAAAUGUAACGUUAGAGACAAGGGUCCAGCAAGGAGAGAUAGAAUACAUUCUGUGGAAACACAAAGGCAACAAAAUGGUGGAGUGGGACAAUACCAGUGGUGUUCCCAGUGAAUAUAUGCCAUUCAAUGGGCGGAUGAUGGUAAACACAAACACUGGAGAUGUGACCAUCAUCAACCUGGCCAAAGAUGAUAGUGGGCUGUAUGAAUCAGAAAUUCGAGUGGCUGGAACAUCACCACUUACAAAUGUUACAUAUGAACUACAAAUAAUGGACCCUGUGACAGAGAUAAUGAUAAUCUGUCAAAUCAAUGGUACCAUGGAUAUCCUACACUGUGUAGCAGUGGGUGACAGUCUGGUGUACAGCUGGUCAGGGCCUGGACUACCAACUGCAGGGAUGAGCGGACAGACGGGACCACAGAUCAGUCAUGAGAACCAGGACUCAGUCUUCACCUGUAACGUCUCCAACCCAGUCAGUCACGGCAGUGUUUCUCUACAUGCUAGUGACUGCUCAACCUCAGGAAACCCACUUAUCACAGUGUUGAUUCUUUUGGUGAUGUUGCUUCUGUCUGCUGGAGCGGCUGCUGGGUUUUGGUACUUCAACCGCAGAAGGAAAGCGAAAGUGGCCAUUACUAGGAGAGAAGACAACAGAGCCGAGACUGAACACUGGAUCAGCAAUCCCAGAGACAACAGUUUCAAUGACAAGUCGCAGAAGAACUUCACACUGUCCAGGAUGGCUCAGGAGAAGCAGGGCAGUCUACGUUUAAAUAACAAACAAAAUUCUUUCACCGGAGGAUUCACAUCGUUUUUUUCCCUGAAGAGAAAAGAGGGCACGCAGGAGAAAGGUGAGGGUGAGGAGAUGACACAAAUGAGAGUGAUUCAAGAUAGCAACCUGGAGGCAUGUGAAACAGCAAGCCCAACUGGUGACAGUGGUGACAUUUCAGCUCCAACCACGGAACCAUCGAACUAUGGAACCAGUGAGAUAUCAAACUCAAUAGGCGAGCAACCCACAUACACGUAAACCCAACUGAGACAUCAAACUAAACCGCCACAGUUUUCAUUUCAGAGAGGUUCCACUUUCAAUGUCUGUUUCCCUAUACAUUGGCGGCACACAGAUAGUCGUGUAUGGCUUCACUUGGGCUAACUUUUUGGUUGGAUCUUAAGUCAUAUGCAUGCGACUCUAAACCCAACGUGAACCGACAUUUAGAUUUUUUUAGUGUUAUGUGUCUGCUGUGUUUCUUUCAUUUACUGCUGUUUAAAUGUCUUUGCGUAUAAUGGCAAUGAAUUCAUUCCAUUGUAAUGUUCUUGAUUUGUAACUUGGUAAAUCUUAUUACCCUGUUAAUUGUAAAAUGACGAUUUUACUGUAAGAGUGACGUAUAGUGGAACAUCAGUAAAAUUAAGUUUGCCGUGAUCCAGUAGCUAAGCAGAUUUCAUAUUGUAACUGUAUAUUCAUGUAAUUAUUGACUGUGCCCAAUUUUUUUUAAUAAACUGUGAU